CAUCGAUAAAGAAGCAAAAAGUUUGCAUCAAACAGCCGCAAGAAUUACCCUUUAAAACGCCACUGGUUUCUUCCAGAUAGCUUAGUUCAACACCAACCCUUCCAGACAUCACAAUGCAUCGCACUGUUGUUACACUGCUGUUGCUACUUGCUACUUGCCAGCUUAUAAAAGGCCAGCGAAGAAUUUCCCAGAUAAAAUGCGAAGAGUAUCGCAGUCGGAUGAAAAUAAGAACAUAUGCUAUCCCGCUUGUCCUGGACCCAACACCGAUCGAGUAUGAAGCAUUCAACUGUAGCCGCACGGUCGACCUGAUUGUCGGUGGUGAGAACGCCAAGGAACGAGAGUUCCCACAUCAGGCUCUGCUCGGAUGGAGCACGCAAGAUCCUGACAAAUACGAUUUCCGCUGUGGUGCUUCUUUGAUCAGCGAGCAAUACGUGCUGACUGCAGCACAUUGUACGGUGCGCGAUAAUCAACCACCGGUCGUGGUACGCAUGGCUGAAUUGAACCUGGCCGAUGAGUACGACAAUCAAGUCGAUUUCGAUAUCGCAAGUAUCACCCGCCAUAGAAACUACUCGUUUGUUAAGUCCUAUCAUGAUAUUGCCUUGAUCAAGCUGAAGCAAAAGGUUAUCUUCUCGGACUACAUCCGCCCGGCAUGCAUGUGGGAUUCGACCCAAUUGAAUGCAACGUCGGUCAUUGCAACGGGUUUUGGACACACAAUGUUUGCAGGUGGCACGAUGUCCAACACGCUCCGCAAGGUAACGCUGGAGGAGCUGGAUCGACACACAUGUCAGGCAGUGUACCGUAAUAAUCGGAAGUUUCGCCAAGGAGUCAUUGAACACCAGCUGUGCUUUGGAAGCAAGGAAGGCGGACGGGAUACCUGCCAGGGUGACUCCGGAGGACCGAUACAGGUGCUUACACAUAUGGCGGAUUGUACCUUCUACGUUGUGGGAAUUACAUCAACCGGAGUAAUGUGUGGUGAAGAGAACACUCCAGCAAUCUACACCCGAGUUGCUAGCUACAUCGAUUGGAUCGAAAGCAUCGUGUGGCCAUGACGGGUUUUUAGAUGGCAUUCCAGCGAACAAGUAAAGAAUGUGGUAUUGAAUGGCACUUAUAAACAAACAGUGACGGUAAACAUUGGACACGAUACGACAUAAACUGCUAAUUACGCGAUGAGUUUCAUUUCAUUAAUCGAAAGUAAUUAACGAUUAGAUCUGUGCUACACAUUCUUGACAGCUUGACACAAAGAAUACUGUAAAAUGACACACCAUCAAAAUUAUAUGAAAACCAAUCUGCUCCUAAUUGAGAACCCAGUGUAAUGGCAGUGAUCCUGAUUGAUGUCUUUCCUUGAACCUUAUUUCUUCCGCUGAGUAUCAGUCAGUUCACUCUUCGCUGUAUCCACAAUUCACCACCGUCCUCAUAUCACACUGCUGGUAAUAAUAGCACUAA
Messenger RNA from Ochlerotatus camptorhynchus, 1443 nucleotides. Its product is annotated as serine protease snake-like. Bases 114 to 1049 code for a protein of 311 amino acids. NCBI's taxonomy places the organism in Eukaryota, Metazoa, Arthropoda, Insecta, Diptera, Culicidae. Gene Ontology annotation, molecular function: serine-type endopeptidase activity. Gene Ontology annotation, biological process: proteolysis. The record is from RefSeq and is a predicted model, not a curated record. The transcript is spliced from 4 exons.